AUGGAAGAACUCCAAUGCAACCCUGAAUCAACACAACUACAACUGAAAUAUCAACUGAAGGAAGGAGGCCAACCACUACAAAUCAAGGAUGACAAAAGUCUGUUGUUCUACAUAAAGCUAUUAACAAAGGAGGUUGAUUUCACAAGGUACCCAUUGUGUGUGAACAAAACCAGCAACACAGAACCACCUAACCAAACAAUGACGAUUAGAUCUGCUGAAGAUGAUACAUUUUUCCUAGAAACAGAGACAGUGUCAUCAGAAUCAACCAUACAACAACCAGAAAACAAUAGAGAAAAAACUACAGCAGUAGAUGAAGAUUUCGACUUCACCGACUAUGCAAAGCUUGUGGCUGCAGAAAUGGUACAGCAACUCGAAAACAACCAGGAAGAAGAAGAGGAAGUGGACAACACAGAAAUGAUUAUCAUCAAUGACAAACGACAUGAAACAAUAGAAAAGGGGCAAAUUUACAAGGACAAAGAAACAUUGAUAAGUACACUAUGCUACUUUGCAAUCAAGAAGACAUUUCAAUACAAAGUAGUGAAAUCUUGCACAAAAGAAUACAACAUAGUGUGUUUGGACACAAACUGCAAAUGGAGUUUAAAGGCUACAAAAAAUGGAAACACAGAAACAUUCAUAAUAAGGAGCUACCAAGAAGAACACACAUGUGCAGUUACAAUAAGAUUUGGAGAUCAACGACAAGCUACAUCAAAGUUGAUAGCAGAUUUUAUGAAUUACAUGAAAGCAUGGCGUAGUAAAGAGCGAGCACAAACCCAGCUACAUGGAAAUGCUAAAGAGUCGUACAAUUACUUGCCAAGAUACCUGUACAUGCUACAGAAAACAAAUCCAGGAACAUUAAUUGACAUAGAGAAAGAAGAUGAUGACAGUUUCAAAUAUGCAUUUGUCGCAUUGAAUGCUGAUAUAAAAGGUUGGCCAAACUGCAAACCAAUCAUCGUUGUGGAUGGUACAUUCCUAAAGGUCGCGUAUGGAGGCACGUUGCUCACUGCCAACACACAAGAUGCAGAAUCGAAAAUUUUUCCACUUGCAUACUGCAUAGUUGAUUCUGAGAACGAUAAAUCAUGGGAGUGGUACUCUACCAUGACAUCAAACAUAGCUGAGGCACUGAACUCAGCAAAUUUAGCAGCAAGGGAAACACCAGUCACAACAUUAAUGGAGUGCUUGAGGGCACAAAUGCAAGAGUGGACAUACAAUAAUAGAAAGGAGGCACAAAAAUGCACAACAAGGCUGACACCAUCAUCUGAGAAAAAACUCAUAGGGAACUAUGUAUAG
This is a messenger RNA of Cannabis sativa, 1287 nucleotides long. RefSeq lists its product as uncharacterized. Lineage: Eukaryota; Viridiplantae; Streptophyta; Magnoliopsida; Rosales; Cannabaceae. The transcript is spliced from 5 exons. The record is from RefSeq and is a predicted model, not a curated record. The coding region runs from base 1 to 1287 and encodes 428 amino acids.